AUGAGCGAUAGCGGCAGACGGUUAAUAGCCGUCGAACUGUGCGAUUCGAAGUGCGUGACACUGAAGGAGACCAAACUCAUAAACGGACUAGUGAUCGGAUACAACGUCAUCCGCGGCUGUUUGACGACCAUGUUUCGUUGGAACCCAAUGAAUCGAUACUCGCUGGAAAUAAUCGCCGGCAAGUCAAAGGGUCGCUGCCAAGAGCUGAGCGCCAGUGACCUGAUGCCGUCCCUUUCCAAGGUCAAAGUGCAUUCGAACCCCGUUACGCUGUGCAGCUGUCUUGGUGACUUGUGCAACGGCGAAAAGUCAUUUAGCUGCAGUAUAAACUGUCUCCUGUUGUGCCUUAUCAUAGCGUUCACUUUCUUCUCGUGA
Molecule: messenger RNA, 372 nt
Organism: Soboliphyme baturini
Lineage: Eukaryota; Metazoa; Nematoda; Enoplea; Dioctophymatida; Soboliphymatidae
Source: the annotation of a GenBank genome assembly